GAAUGGUGCUCAGCUAAGAUCAGGAAUCAGUGCUAUGUGCUAAACUCCUUAAUAGCGUAGUCAUAUGGAAAUGGUUUCUGAUCGUGGCUUGGAGGUCUGAAGGGGCUGGAUCAAGGCGUCACGCGCACCGUACCGAGGAUCGGCCAGGCUGGGGGCCCCUAAAUAGCCCAGUCGCGAACGGAGCCCUCUGGGAGGCGGCCACACCCAGGAUGUAAGUAGGCCUUACCUGGGCAUCGCGGAUCUCUGCCCGGGUGGACGAACCCCUUUCUCCGCAGCCCGUGGGAUCAAUUAUGGACAAAAAACAAAUAACAACAACAACAACAAAAACAGCAAAAACAGCAACAACAACAUCAAAAACAAUUUAUAAAGGGACCGGCCCCCUUAAAGCGUCGGAAGGGUCUCGGCCCACUAAACAAGGAGCUCAAGCGAUGCAGAGUACCUCCACCAGCCGUAGUGCGGUGACAAAUAGCGGGAAACCAAGGCCAAUGGUGAAACCGGGCCAAGCUCUCGCAAAAACGAAGGAAAGUGGCGGUGGGGUUGCUCAAAGGAGUCCACCCCGGGAAACUCCUGGCACCAGUGGACGCCAACCUGGCAUGCAGAUUGCAGCCGGGGAUAAGGCUGAAUCUGGGGCGCAGGCCCCGGGCGGUCCUCCCGCGACACCCACGGCCUUCACGAGGCCUGACCAGAGGCCAGAACCAGCUGCAGCGGGCUAUCGGCAGAGGAAGCUGGCUGCUCGAAUCCUGCAAAGGUUCACCGCAACGCCUGACCUGUGUAGCAAGGCGAAAGAAGAGCAUGUGAAGGAGAUCCUCACAGAAAUCGACUGGGCAAAGGCAGUCCUGCCCGACUACCGCAAGCCGGAGGAGAAGCAGCCGCAGGCGCCCUCCAGUAAGCGCAAUAGAUCGGGGGAAAAUACGCCCAACCAAUACGCAAAGAGGGUCAGAACGCAGGGGCCUUCUUUUGCUGAAGUAGCCAAGGAGCAGAUCCUGCUCGGCGUCAUCGAUGAGAGCAAUGAAGACAGCCUCACCCUGAGGCAGCAAUGGAAGUGGGUUAAGGCCGCGAUGGCCGACAUUGCUAUCAACAUUAUGUUGGAGAAUCCGGGACCUCCGCCAACCUGCAAGGGAGCGGGGUGGUUCCAAAAUAACAUCCGCGUUAUAGCAUGCGAGGAUGCUAGAUCAGCGGAGAUCUACAAGAAAACAGUCGCAGGUAUUGGAGAAGUCUACCCUGGUGCGAAGCUCAGGGCGGUCGACUUCAAGGACCUACCGGUGCGACCGAGAGCGAGAGCAUGGUUGCCUUGCAAGCCAGCGGAGCCAGAAAGGAUCCUCCAAACCAUAAGGCUCUAUAACCCGGAGCUACCUACCGAUAAUUGGAAGGUGGUCAAAAUCAACGAAAGCGGUAAAGCGACGAUGCAGGUUGUCCUGCUUCUAAAUAAGGACUCCAUAGAGUUGUUGGAGCAAAAGAGCGGGGUCAUACGUUACGGCUGUGACAUGGCCAAAAUUAAGGUCUACAGCAACGACGUAAACGCAGCGAAGAACCUGAUCGCGGAGGUAGAGCCGGAAGAGGCCAACAGCGACGUGGAGAUGGAGGAAGAAUCCGAGCAGGUUGAUCCGAUGGACGACCUGACCGGGGGUUAUGCCUCAUCGACGUCUUCGCUGGGGGUCGGACGCAUGCUUCGGCUUUAUACGGAGGAGGAGUUGAUCGAGAUGUCGGAAGACGCGGUCAACUCCACCCUAAUAGGCGACGUGGGCGAUAACGGCCAAGAUGGUGAAGGUACUGCAGAUUAACCUUCACCACUGUAAAGCAGCUUCAGCUGCACUGCUGCUCCAUCUAACAGCUAAAGGGGCAGCCGACAUCGUCCUAAUCCAAGAACCUUGGGUGGUGGGACAAAACAUUUGUGGGCUGAAAGCGCCGGGCUACAGACUGGUAAGUGGAGCCUCAACGGGGAAACCAAGGACGUGCAUAUUGAUAAGUAUCACACUAAAGUGUCUCUUUCUUCCACAAUUUAGCGACGAGGACACAACAGCGGUCAGUCUAAGUGCAAACGGACGACCAAUUAAGAUGGCAUCCAUGUACCUAGCGCAUGACAAGGAGGUGCCAACUACCUGCAUUAAAGACCUAGUGGCCAGCACGAGAGAGGCGCUAAUUUUGGGAGGUGACGCGAAUGCUCACCAUCACACCUGGGGCAGCUCCGAUGAUAACGAACGGGGUGAGUCACUUUUUAAUUUCAUACUUAGUUCUAAGCUUGUUAUUGCGAAUAGGGGGAAUGAUCCCACUUUUAUUACAAAAUCCCGAAGGGAAGUUCUGGACGUUACCCUUAUCUCUGAGAAUGCGGAAUGUCUGGUCGGGAAGUGGAAGGUGCUUGAGGAGCACUCCUUUUCCGACCACCGAUAUAUCCAAUUCGAGGUAUUAGGGGAAACGCCCAAGGCUCCUCUAACUAGAAACUUGCGAAAUGCCAACUGGCAUAGGUAUCGGAAAGAGCUGGAUAGGCUUUUGCCACAAGAUAGAGAGCCGGCUACUCCAGCAAACCUAGAGGAGCUGGAAUAUCUUGUCGACCAUUUUACGGGGGCCUGCAGUAAGGCAAUAGACAUUGCAUGCCCCAAAAAGCAGCACCGGGGUAGGAAAAAGCCACCCUGGUGGAAUGAAGAAAUCAGGAUUUCACGCAAGAACUGCAGGAAAACCUUCAAUCAGGCUACUGCGUCUGGUAGUGAGGGACAUUGGGAGACCUACAAGACAACGUUACGGGAGUACAAGAAGCUCCUAAGAAGGUCGAAAAGAACCUCAUGGAAAGACUUCUGCAAUGGGGUGGAGUCUAUCUCAGAGGCAGGCAGGCUCAGAAAGAUACUCUCAGGUACUGCCCAGAAAGCCCCAGGAUGCUUGCAAAGACCUGACGGCUCCUGGACAGAGACCGAGGAGGAAUCACUGGAUCUGCUUCUUUGCACACACUUCCCGGGUGCCACGGAUAGCAUGCCGGUACAGCCACAUCUAACUGGAGAUCUUUCGGUCACUGGAGAUUUCCUCACUAGGGAAAAGGUCAUCUGGUCUAUUGGGACAUUUAAGCCCUAUAAAUCAGCAGGUCCGGAUGGCAUUGCCCCCAUACAGCUGCAGCAAACACUUCAGCUAAGCUCAGCGUGGCUACACGCUAUAAUUAAGGGAGUAUUAGCUCUUAACCAUAUCCCUAGAAAGUGGAGGGAAUCAAGAGUGGUGUUCAUCCCCAAGGCAGGGAAGGUGUCUCACAAUAACCCAAAGGAUUUCAGGCCCAUCACCUUGUCGUCAUUUCAACUGAAGGUUAUGGAGAGACUGGUGGAGGUCCGUAUCAGAGAGUCGGUUGGUGACAGACUCUCUACCACACAACAUGCUUAUACGAAAGGUAGAUCUACAGAAACGGCGCUACAUGAAAUAGUGUCGUAUAUAGAGAGAUCACUAGACAUCAAAGAAUAUACGCUAGCAGCCUUCCUGGAUAUAGAGGGCGCCUUUAACAACAUCAUGCCGGGCGCGAUAACGGCAGCACUGACGGGCCUGGGCAUCGACUCGCGCUUAGUUGCGCUCGUAAACCAAAUGCUGAGAUGCAGGGUGGUCCGGGCGGAGCUGGCGGGGGUAUCGUUGACCAGGUUCGUAGAGAGGGGCACCCCGCAAGGGGGAGUCCUAUCCCCUCUAUUAUGGGUCGCAGCGGUAAACUCACUGCUGUGUGGCAUGGAGGGGGGUGGCUGUAAGGUUAUUGCGUAUGCGGAUGAUCUUGCACUAACAGUAAGUGGGAAAUUUCCACAGACUCUAUGUGACAUUAUGCAGGUAAAACUGAAGGAAGUCGAGAGUUGGACAAAAAAUAACGGGUUAGGGGUAAACCCAAGCAAGACAGAACUUGUACUGUUCACAAGAAGGUACAAAAUCCCCCCAUUGAUAACACCAAGGCUGGCACAGACCACACUAAAAUUAAGCGAAUCCGCUAAAUACCUGGGGAUAGUCCUAGAUAAAAAAUUAAGCUGGAUUCAAAACACCGAAGAGCGGGUGCGGAAGGCCACGGUUGCCCUAUACAGCUGCAGGAGAGCAAUCGGCCAAAAAUGGGGUUUAACCCCGAAGCUAGUGCACUGGAUAUACACCGUCGUGGUGAGGCCCAUACUUCUGUACGGGGUAGUGGUAUGGUGGCCAGUGCUGGAGAAGAAAGUAAACAUUAUUAAAUUACAAAAAGUGGAGAGAACGGCCCUGAUCUGCAUUAGUGGUGCUCUCCGCACAACACCUACUAUGGCAAUGAAUACGAUCCUCAACAUCAUACCCAUAGAUAUUAUGGGACGACAAUACGCUGCGUUUGCAGCCCUAAGACUACAGGGGCUUAAAAGCUGGAAAGCGGCUCGCUGUGGUCACACUACAAUUCUGAGAAACCGACAACUACCGAGUACAAAGGACUACUGUGUACCAAGGCUCACUUUCACUAAAGGUUAUAGCGUAAUGCUACCUAGCAGGGAAUCAUGGCUCGAAGGAGUUCCGGGGUCUAGAGAUGCCAUAAGAUUCUACACGGACGGCUCCAAACUAGAAAAUAGGGUAGGAGGAGGCGUCUACUCGGAGAAAUUGGGAAUAAAAAGAUCAUUCCGACUACCUGACCACUGUAGUGUCUUUCAAGCCGAAUUGGCAGCCAUACAAGAAGCCGUUGACAGCCUAAAACUAGCUGUUAUCGCCACUACGGAAAUAUAUAUAUACUCAGACAGUCAGGCGGCCCUUAUGGCGCUUGACUCUGUCACUAUAAAUUCGGAAACAGUUGCCAACUGCCGCAAAUCACUUAACGUGAUGGCAGAGCAGUUCGCUUUGCACCUGGUAUGGGUACCGGGGCACAGUGACAUACCAGGAAAUGAGAAGGCAGACGAGCUUGCAAGGGCGGGUACUUCCUCUCCACUUUCACCAGCCUGGAAGAGGGUGGGUAUGCCACUCGCUUCCUGCAAGCUCUUACUAAGGGAGAACUUCCUUGAAGAAGCGGCCUCCAGAUGGGAGCGCACUGAAAACUGUAAUACAACGAAGCUUACAUGGCCAAAAUGGGAUGUACGGAGAUCGAGAGAAAUUCUCACUCUCAACAAAGGCGAUAUGUCACUGGCCAUUGGUCUGCUCACAGGACAUAUUCUGAUAGGAAGGCACGCAGAACGCCUCGGGGUUAGUCACAACGACUACUGCAGGAGCUGCCACGACGAAGAAGAGCCUGAAUCAAUAAGGCACUUACUCUGCGAUUGCCCAGCACUGGGCAGGAAAAGACAGAAAUUCCUAGGUAUAGGUCUUCUAGACGAUCUAAGCGCGACUGCUAAGUUUGGAAUACGGCAGUUGCUAAGGUUUGCAGACUCCACAAACUGG
Messenger RNA from Rhagoletis zephyria (snowberry fruit fly), 5325 nucleotides. RefSeq lists its product as uncharacterized. The record is from RefSeq and is a predicted model, not a curated record. NCBI's taxonomy places the organism in Eukaryota, Metazoa, Arthropoda, Insecta, Diptera, Tephritidae.